UGAAUGUGUGUAACGUGUGUAAUUUACCGCCGGACAAGCCUCUUGCCUUACUUACUUAUUCCAACCAAUUCCAACUUAUUCCGAUGUCAGGCAUACAUAUGUCAAAAUGGCUGAGCUAAUCGCGGUACCGUUGAAGAAACCAUCCGACGUAGAUGUCAUUAAACCAUUAACGAAUGUCAUUAAAUCAACGUACAGUGGCGCGAGUAAUCAGAAGGAUUAUACGGAGGCAAUUACAGAUUUUAGUAAAUUAAGAAACAAUGCCUUGUGGCGAGCUUUCGAGAAGUAUGAAAGCUCAUUGGAGGUUAUAUACAGUUACUAUGAUCAGCUGUGUGCAUUGGAGGGCAAGAUUCCUGCUCAUGAAUUGCAGAUUCCAUUCAAAUGGAAAGAUGCAUUUGAUCGUACCAUAUUUGGUGGAAAGCUUAGUUUAACUAUUAGUACAUUAGCAUAUGAGAAAGUAUGUGUACUAUUCAAUAUUGCUGCUUUGCAAAGUUCUGUGGCAGCAACACAAUCCUUGGACAGUGAUGAAGGACUGAAAUUGGCUGCAAAGUUGUUUCAGCAAUCUGCUGGUAUCUUUAAUUACCUUAAAGGAAAUGUUAUGAUGGCCAUUCACCAAGAACCAACACCUGACAUCAGUCCAGAAACAUUAGGUGCAUUGUCUUCAUUGAUGCUUGCUCAAGCUCAGGAAAUAUUUGUACAUAAAGCAAUUCACGACGCCAUGAAAGAUGGAAUUGUAGCUAAAUUAGCUGCUCAAGCAGAGGAACUGUAUGCAGAUGCACUGAAGUUGUUCCAGAAAGAGAUUUUCAGAGCAUUUUGGGAUAAAGAGUGGGUUCCUUUGAUAGCAGGAAAACAAGCUGGAUACCGUGCAAUGUCCGGAUUUUACCAAUCAUUAGUUUGUAAAAGUAACAAAGUAAUUGGAGAAGAAAUUGCUAGAUUGGAGCACGCCGUAGAAUUAUUCAGAGCAGCACAACAGCGUUCUAAUAAGCCUAACUUGUUUCAAGAAUAUGCCAAUAGAGCUCAAAGGAAUCUUACAGAAGCGAAGAAAGAUAACGACUUCAUUUAUCAUGAGAGGAUACCAGACGUGAAAUCUUUGGAACCUGUGGGCAAAGCGAAUGUUGCAAAGUUGUUGCCAUUACCUGAAACUUUUUGCACGAAUUUCAAAGAUCUCUUCGCCGAUCUGUUGCCUGUCAGCAUUCACCAAGCGUUGUCGUCUUAUGAUGUUCGUCGUAAUGAGUUAGUUAAUGCAGAAAUUUCGAAACUACGCGAGAUGACACAAGUAUUGAAUAGCGUUCUGGCGAGUUUGAACUUACCAGCUGCUAUCGAGGAUACAAGUGGUACUGAAUUACCUCAGUCUUUGUUGGACAAAGCUCAGUACGUGAAAGAGACAGGUGGGAUUAGAGCUUUAGAACAUGCUAUGAAAGAAUUGCCGGACCUUCUGCAAAGAAACAAAGAGCUUUUGGACGAGUCUGAAAGAAUGCUUCAAGAAGAACGCCAAUCCGACGAUCAGUUGAGAGAACAAUUCAAGGAACGCUGGACCAGAAUACCUAGUAGCCGUUUGACAGAACAGUUUACCGUCACUUUACGAAAGUACCGUGAAAUUAUCAAUAAUGCUGUUACGGCUGAUAAGAUUGUACGUAAAAACUACGAGACCCAUAAGGAAGGCAUGGAAAUUUUGAGUUUAGACGUCGGUGAUUUGAUCAACGCUGUGCCAACUGGUUCAGCUGUUCAAGAAAGCCAUACCGUGACACAACUUCGAAAACUAAUGGAAGAUGUGGAAACAUUAAAAACAGAACGUGACGUUAUAGAAAGUGAACUGAAGUCCGCAACCGCAGACAUGAAAGCAACAUUCCUGUCGGCACUCGCUAAAGACGGUGCUAUCGAUGAGCCAAACUUAUCUGUAGAAAGUAUAGGACAAACGUAUGGACCUCUGCAAAAGCAAGUGAGGGACAGUGUUGCGCGGCAGGAGCGAUUGAUUGCUGAAAUUCAAAGGUGUCACGCAGAGUUUACAAACGAACAAUCUGGCAGUGGUAGUUCAAGAGAAGCAAUGCUUUGCAAACUGGCAGCUGCUCAUGAUGCACUUAAGGAAUUAAAAAGCAACUUGAACGAAGGUGCUAAAUUUUACAAUGAUUUAACACAGCUAUUGGUGGUCUUCCAAAAUAAAAUAUCGGAUUUCUGUUUCGCCCGAAAAACCGAGAAAGAGGAACUGUUGAAAGAUUUGACGACAAAUCUGAGUCAUAGCGGUCCAGUCACAACCCCUACCAUUCCGGUUCAUCACGGUGGAAUAUCUGGACAAAAUCAGCCUGGAUCAGAACAAAGUGAAUCGUCUCAGUUGCCGUAUCCUACAAAUUUUCAAGGAGGCAUGCCUGUGCCAUACGGUGCUGGACCCAGCACACCGUAUCCUACGUAUAUGCCUCCUCCAAUGCCUGCAGCGUAUAAUCCAUAUGCAACGAUGCCUUAUCCUACGCAAGUUUCAGGAAACUACAACCCGUAUCAAGGUAUGCCACCAGCACCUUAUGGCGGGUACGCAACUCUGCCACGUUAUGGCGGAAACCAUCCUCCUUCCCAGGGACAGAAUCCGUUUUGAAAAAUAAAUUAUAUUCUACAUGUACUGCGAUUACAAAUAUAGCCACGUGAAUUUACGAAAUUGUCUGGGGAAAGCUUACACGCAGUAAUGUUGCAGAAAUUAACGCGAGAUAUGUUUCAAUGACAAUGCACUCUGUCCAAUAUCGAACAAUAAAGAAGGUAACGUUGAAGAUCGAUCUGGACAUCAGAUAUUCCCUGAUUGUUAUUGUGUUUCACAACAAUUGCAUUUUGAUGCUGAUGAUGUAUCGAUGUGUGAUAUAUAUUAAGCUUGAAAUUAUGCUUCACGGGAAAAGUCGAAGAUUCGAAACGCAUAAACCUCCUACCAUUUAUAAAUAUAUAUUUUAUUAACAUUGUA
Messenger RNA from Dufourea novaeangliae, 2935 nucleotides. It is a transcript of the gene ALiX, whose product is annotated as programmed cell death 6-interacting protein. Gene Ontology annotation, molecular function: protein binding. The transcript is spliced from 15 exons. NCBI's taxonomy places the organism in Eukaryota, Metazoa, Arthropoda, Insecta, Hymenoptera, Halictidae. The coding region runs from base 107 to 2581 and encodes 824 amino acids. The record is from RefSeq and is a predicted model, not a curated record. Gene Ontology annotation, biological process: mitotic cytokinesis. Gene Ontology annotation, cellular component: endosome.